UCUUUUGGGACUAUAAAGUAUUCUUGAAAUUUGAUAUUAAGGAGGUGAUCUUUUGGGACCAAUGAAAUUAAUAUUCCAAUACGACAAAAUGGAACACAGGGAAGGGUCGACAAAAGGGAACGUAGUAAGGAACGACAAAAGGGAACAUAGGGAAACAUUUAAGACAUUUGGGAAUCAGACAUCUGUGGACAUAACAUUUAGGAAAAAUUAUACAUAAUAAAGAAAUAAAGUAACUGAAAGCAUUUCAGAAACUUCAUCAACAUCACAGAUUCGUAGAGGACCCUCCAGAAAAGAAAAAUCAUUGGGAAAAUUGUGUGCUCCAUUUCUUGAGCGUGUAUCUUUGGAAGCAGCACAGGGGCGAGAUGUACACUUGGAAAGUGUUGCUAGAAGUAUGAACGUUGAGAAGAGAAGAAUCUAUGAUAUUGUAAACGUAAUGGAAGCCUUAGAAGUUAUGCAAAAAACAAACAAAUCAUUUUAUAAAUGGCACGGACUUGAUAGAUUGCCAGAAUUAAUGUUUGCUUUGCAAAGGGAUGCCCAAAAAGGAGAAUUACCAAUAAAAAUAGCAAAAGUAGAGAAGGCAAUGUGUAGUUUCACAACAAAUUUUAAUCUCAAUUUUACUGAAGAAAAGAUAAAAUUGAAAGAGGAGAAGCAUUCAACAGAAGAAUUGCCGGAAGAUGAGGAGGAGGAUUCUGCUUUUGGACCUUUAACAAGUAGAGAUAGAUGUGGAAAGAAUUCUUUGGCUCAGUUAUGUAGAAGAUUUUUGAUGGUGUUGCUUUGUAAUCCAAAUAGAGCUGUUAGUCUAGAUGUUGUUAGCACAAUGUUAAUCAAAGAUUUGGAUUCUGAAGGUUACGAACCUCCUUCACGUUCAAGAUGUCGACGUCUAUACGACAUUGCGAACGUUCUGGCAAUGAUGAGUUUAGUUGAGAAGAAACAUCAUUUGUUUGGAACAAAGAAGAUUCCACUCUUUGUGUAUUGCGGACCUGAACCUGAUGGUUUGUUUUAUUAUUUAAAAUUUUUUGAAAUAAAAAUAUAA
This is a messenger RNA of Meloidogyne enterolobii, 1033 nucleotides long. NCBI's taxonomy places the organism in Eukaryota, Metazoa, Nematoda, Chromadorea, Rhabditida, Meloidogynidae. The record is from the annotation of a GenBank genome assembly.